CCUCUCCCCCGCCCCUUCCCACGCUUCGGCCCGUCGCCCCCGGCGCGCGCGCACACACACGCGAGCCCAGGCAGCAUGCAAAUGAGCUGGCUCCAGUACCCAGAUUCAAGCUCCCCACUGCUCAAUGGACAAGCCCAGCCCAGACCCGUUGCCUUCAACUUUGUCUGGGGAGGAAGAAAAACCUCUGGCCUUACUUCCUCCUGUUCCCCGGGGCCGCCGAGGCCGACCUCCAGGGGGAGCUGCCACCUCCAAUCGGACUCUCAAGUCCUCUCUCCCUCGAAAGCGGGGCCGACCCCCCAAAUCAGUGCAGGAAGCCCCGUUGACAGCACCAGUGGACAGCGCUGGCAGCAGUGAUCUUCUGUUGAUCGAUGAUCAGGGCGUUCCUUAUACAGUUCCCGAAAGGUCAGCAGCAGAUGGGCCCCAGGGCUCUGGCCCCAAGAGGGCCCCACACUUCUGCCCUGUGUGCCUGAGGGCCUUUCCCUACCUCUCUGACCUGGAGCGCCACAGCAUCUCUCACUCAGAAUUGAAGCCACACAUGUGCAAAGAUUGCGGCAAGACCUUCAAGCGGUCCAGCCACUUGCGGCGUCAUUGCAACAUCCAUGCUGGCCUUAGGCCCUUCCGUUGUGUGCUCUGCCCUCGCCGCUUCCGAGAGGCAGGGGAGCUUGCACAUCACCACCGCAUCCACUCUGGAGAGCGACCAUACCAGUGUCCCUCAUGCAGGGUACGCUUCACGGAGGCCAAUACCCUCCGGCGCCAUUACAAACGCAAACACCCAGAGCUUGUGGGGAUGCCCGUGCGCUGUGCCCCCCCAAACCCAAGACCUCAACCUCUGUGGGAUGAUGGUGAGGGCGCCCCUGUUCCAGAAGGGGUACAGGAGGAAGGGCCUGAAGAAAAGGAGCCUGCUUGGCCCAUGUCCUCCACCACUUCUCCUGUGUGUGGGUUUACAGUGGGGGCUUCAGCUGGUGCUGGGCAUGGGCAAGGUGGCCAAGACACCCUUAUUUCUGGUGGUAUUCCCAUCAUGGGAGGGGGUCAAAAGCAGGGACCUAAACCUGAUGCCACCCAGCACCCUCCUGCGGACUGACAGGCUCUGGGAGGCACGGGCUGUGGAAAUAAAUCCCUGCCUACUGA
Messenger RNA from Psammomys obesus (fat sand rat), 1128 nucleotides. RefSeq names its product zinc finger protein 524 (gene Znf524). The record is from RefSeq and is a predicted model, not a curated record. NCBI's taxonomy places the organism in Eukaryota, Metazoa, Chordata, Mammalia, Rodentia, Muridae. Gene Ontology annotation, cellular component: nucleus.